AUGGCGCUGCGCUCCGGACCUCGACAGGACGCCUUGCUGGCAGGCUGCUUCUUGCUGCUUCUGGGCCAUGUCUGUCCCUUCAGGGACGCCGUGAAAGAUAAGAGAGAGAUCUGCCUGAUGCCAAGAGAUAUAGGAUUAUGCAGAGCUAUCAUUCCUAGUUGGUAUUACAACCGAUACACACAGACUUGCGAGGAGUUUGAUUAUGGUGGAUGUGGAGGGAAUGAAAAUAACUUUGAAAGUGAGGAACAUUGUGAGCAGACUUGUGGUAUGAUCAAGAGAGUUCCCAAAGAAUGCCGACCGGAACUCAAUGAAGGAAAAUGUGGAGCUUUCUAUAAAAGAUAUUUCUUUAACCUGAAUACAAUGAAGUGUGACAGAUUUUACUAUGGGGGAUGUAAAGGAAAUGAAAAUCGAUUUUUGACUAAAUUUUCAUGUAUGAAUUACUGCCUGUCAGAGGAAGACAACAGGGAGAUCUGCCUGCUGCCAAGCGAUAUAGGAUUCUGCAAGGCUAUCAUUCCUAAAUGGUAUUACGACCAAUACACACAGACUUGCAAGGAGUUCAAUUAUGGUGGAUGUGGAGGGAAUGAAAAUAAAUUUUCAAGUGAGAAAGAUUGUGAGCGGACUUGCGGUAUGAUCAAGACUACCUUUAGUGUAGGAUUUACAAUGGACAGCCCAAUCCAGACAUACGUGGCGGACAGCCGCUCGGGCAUGGGCGGAUCUACGAUGCUACUCGUUGGCUUCCAAAGGGGUUUGGGGCGCCAGAGCACAGCACAGCCAAGCCUCGGCCACCGCCUGUAG
This is a messenger RNA of Heteronotia binoei (common prickly gecko), 795 nucleotides long. RefSeq names its product tissue factor pathway inhibitor 2-like. The coding region runs from base 1 to 795 and encodes 264 amino acids. The record is from RefSeq and is a predicted model, not a curated record. Gene Ontology annotation, molecular function: serine-type endopeptidase inhibitor activity. The transcript has 5 exons. Lineage: Eukaryota; Metazoa; Chordata; Lepidosauria; Squamata; Gekkonidae.